Messenger RNA from Macrosteles quadrilineatus (aster leafhopper), 760 nucleotides. RefSeq names its product probable N-acetyltransferase san. The record is from RefSeq and is a predicted model, not a curated record. Bases 149 to 658 code for a protein of 169 amino acids. Gene Ontology annotation, cellular component: NatA complex. Lineage: Eukaryota; Metazoa; Arthropoda; Insecta; Hemiptera; Cicadellidae. The transcript is spliced from 4 exons. Gene Ontology annotation, biological process: mitotic sister chromatid cohesion. Gene Ontology annotation, molecular function: acyltransferase activity, transferring groups other than amino-acyl groups.
UCCAAACUGUGAAAUGUGAAUCAUGUUUGAUGAAUUUCAAUUACAAAUUUAAAUUGCAUAUCAGACUGGGAUUAUUCGAAACCUGAUAUUAAUCAAAAAUUAAACCGAAACACCAUAUUUUGUAGUUAGAUUUCAAUUUCCUGAAGAUAUGACCAGGUCUAAAAUUGAGCUGGGUGACGUAACACAGCACAACAUAAAACAACUUAAACGUCUAAAUACAGUUGUAUUUCCUGUGUCAUAUAAUGAAAAGUUCUAUAAAGAUGUCCUGGAAGUGGGAGAACUUGCUAAACUAGCUUACUACAAUGACAUUGUUGUGGGAGCUGUGUGCUGUCGCAUUGACACUUCCGAUCACGCUCGCAGACUGUACAUAAUGACCCUUGGAUGUUUAUCACCCUACCGAAGACUAGGUAUAGGAACAAUGAUGGUUCAACAUGUUCUUAACUAUGUGGAGAAAGAUGGCAACUACGACAACAUUUAUCUACACGUUCAAGUAAACAACACUGGGGCCAUUGAAUUUUACAAGAAAUUUGGAUUUGAAAUUCAUGAAACAAAGAAACACUACUACAAGCGUAUUGAACCUGCGGAUGCACAUGUUCUCCAGAAGACUCUUAGACCAACCUUGACCAACGGAGAAGUAAACCAUGUAUCGGAAAAGUGAUAUUAGAUAUAACACCAUCUUCAUUCAUACUUUAGUUCAGUUGUAAAUUUGUUUUUGUAAUUGUUGACAUUUUCAAUAAUACAGAUAAGGAAUUUUCAUUGA